Hyla sarda is the source of this 1287-nucleotide messenger RNA. It is a transcript of the gene AVPI1, whose product is annotated as arginine vasopressin induced 1. Bases 202 to 696 code for a protein of 164 amino acids. The record is from RefSeq and is a predicted model, not a curated record. The transcript has 3 exons. NCBI's taxonomy places the organism in Eukaryota, Metazoa, Chordata, Amphibia, Anura, Hylidae.
CCACUAGCGAGACCCCGCCCUCGAGCGCUCUGAUUGGCUGAGUCUUGUCCUUGCGUCAACUACCUGGUGCGGGGCGGGGCCUGAGAGGUGAGAUCCGCUGGUCAGUCUGCGGGAGAUCGUUAUGUCCGUGAACCGUACAGCGGCCGCUCCGUGCUGAUCCGUUAUACCGCGUCCGGACGGUGUAUCCCAGGCUGUGGUAUCAUGGGCACGCCGGCGUCUGUGGUCAGCUCCCCUGCAGCAGCGUGGCAGGCCCCGGAACCCCGCACCAGGAAGAAGGCCUCCGCCAACAUCUUCAAAGACAUUGACCUCCUACAGAUACAGACGCUCUUCCGCACCAGCGGGGAUGAGUGCGCAGAUGAGCGAGCUCAGAUCAUUUACGACUACGCCGGAGACAGGCGCAUCGCAGAAGCCUUGAACAACCUUCGGAGAAAGAAACGGAACAAGGGGUUUCAUUUAUCGCACCCCAAGCUGAGCGCUGAUGGGAUCGGAGGACUGUCUGUGCAGAAUUUCAGUCAACUCUGCAUCAGUGAGGAGGGGGCUUCCGGAGAGGAGGAUCCUGCCCAGCCCGUCGGUGAUCCCCAAGAACAGCCGACACACUGCACGACCAACAAAACUGCAAUCCAGCGAACAAAGAAUAAACUAAAGCGGCACCAGAAGAGACAGAUCUCCAGCUACCUGCACCAGAUAAAGCGAUGAUCUGCGCACAGUCACCGUACGGUGUAACCGCUGCUCGCGCACAGAAUGAAGACUGCUAUGCAAGGAAAGGCAGCCGGCUUACCGGGACCGGUUGUCCCUUGUGAAUUGUUGCACUACCGAUUCCAUAUACUUAUGUAACACUCCAAAACACAUUUGUGAAUAGGAACUUUACGUUCUGGAGACCUAAAUGGAUGUAUUUAUUGCAUGCAGCUGUAGGAAAUAGGAGAGCUGCAGGAGGGAAACACUACGCACCCACUGAUCAUGUAGAACCUUCCAAUCAUGGUCUAUUGAUCGUUAGGAAAGUUCUCAUGGCUGCGUCUUUAUAGUCAGAUCGGCUCUUGGUGGGACGUCAUUGGCUUCUUCCGUAUGCUGUCCACCCCGAUAUGAGGAUGGGUACGGUCAGGGAUGUGAUCGGCCCCUUUCUACCGAUACAGUAAUUGUCACAGGAAAAUGUCUACUCGGAAAAGACGAGGAACGAGAAGUGUAUAGUCUGAAAAAAAUGUCUCUCGUUGCAGCAUGUAAAUAAUGUCCAUGUUCUUGUGUUGGAAAAACCUCGUUUUCUGCUCAAUCAAUAAAAAAAAAAUGAAAGCA